CACACACACACACACACACACUCUCUCUCUCUCUUUCUGUCCGUCUUUCUUUCUAUCUCUCAGUCAGUAAUAAUGGAGCCCAGCAGUCCGAAGAAGAUCCAGUUUGCUGUACCUCCGCUGCAGGGACAGCUGGACCCACAGGCCGCCGAACAUAUCCGUCGCAGGAGACCAACUCCUGCCACUCUGCAGAUCUACAGACAACCUGGCACAGAUGUUGGAGAUCAACACAGCGCCGGCGGAGAGUCGCAGGCUUCAGAUGCCUCUCAGAGGAAGCAGAGCACCUACGCCCCGCCCACCAUGAAAGGGAAGCUGAAAAGUCCUGUACCCGAGGAAGACGAGGAGGAAGCCAACCCUCAGGACGACUGAUCCAGCAGGAUCAGAGGCGGCCGAUUCACCUUCGACAUUCUGGACAAACCGACAGAGUCUGGCGUCCAUCUUUGAGUGUAGCACCUACAUGGCAAGACAUGGAUGAGUGGGAGAGUUGACCUCUGUGCAGCUUAUUCAGAGACAGCAGUUAGUGUUUAAUUAGAGUAGGUAAAGAAACGUGUGAAAGCAGCACGCCCAGGUUCACUCUUACCGAACUGACCUGGAAACAGGCCGGCUGUGAGAGCCGACUCACCUCACUGAGCACAUUCACCUAAAAGUGACCCCGCUAACCCCUGAGUUUAACUCUCACUAAAGUUAAAACUACCUUUGUUUGCCCUGUUUUAGCUCAUAGGUUAGUUGGAAGUAUGAUUUUCCGUUUAACAGAAGCAGCAAACUGAUCAUUCACUGCCAGAACAGCAGCUAAAAUAAACAGUCACACUUUUAGCAGGAAACUCUUGGAGUAACUUGUUCUUAGUCUUAUGAACCAACAAUCAUCGUAAAUGUUGUGAUUUUCAGACGUAUGCACCGAAAUAACAUUUAAACUGAAGGAAUCUAGAUGAGUUCAAUUUUAUAUUUGGUCUGCUAGCUACUACAGUGCAGCCUAGUUAGCUUCCUAGCAAGGACGCUAGUUAGCUAACGGCUAAAGCUAAUUCAUUCACAGAUCUGGCUACUUCUUUGUCACCAUUAAGGGUCAGUUUACUUAUAAACAAAUUAAAAACUUACAAUCAAAAUCUUGAUUGCAACAAAUUAAACCAGAUAACGGACUUAACAUUUAAGUAGUGAAUAUUGCAUCGUGGCUAGCUAAUCACAUGACCGUUACUGUGGCGCUCACCUGUAGAAAUCAACGCAGGUUUUGUGCUAGUCCGGAUCCAGGACUAGCACAAAACCUGUUAUUUCUUGACAAUCUUCUGGGUUGUUUUCCCUCCUCAAGUUUUCAAGAUGUCCACUGUGUGAUCAGGAAUUUGCAGGUGACACAACACCUGGAAAACAUACUGUACCUACAGGAAUACAACGCAAAACAAAUGCAGUAGAUGCUACCAGCUACUAGCUCUUCGUCAAGGUUGAUUCGCAGACUCUGUACAAACACGUUUCAAAGCGGACAUUUCGACAUAUAGCCUAACAGGACGACAUGUGUAAUUAAUACCUUUAAUGAUGGCCAUCAUUAUUAUUAUUAUUUUUUUUUUUUUUGGUGUUUUCGUAGCUUGUAGACAAAAGAACAAGUUGAGUUAUAUAAUAUGGAGUUUGCCAUUUGUUAUCAAGCAGAGUUUUCUGCUUUGCAACAUGCAAAGCGAAACAUCCGUUUACAAUCGAGACAGCACAGGUUUCCUCUCAUUUUGAAAUAAACUGGGGUGAUAAAUCAGAUUAUUGCAAUGUAUCUUUGUUGAAUCAGUGAUGGAUCAACUUGUUCUAUCUUUUUCUGUUAAUCUGUAUAUGCGGUAUGUAUCUUCGUGACUUACAGUAUCAAUAACAGCAAUAAAAGGGCAGAAUUGAAUUUAUACAUAAUUUUGAGUAUAUAAAUACAGGCUGUGUUAAU
This is a messenger RNA of Chelmon rostratus (copperband butterflyfish), 1900 nucleotides long. It is a transcript of the gene ppp1r1c, whose product is annotated as protein phosphatase 1, regulatory (inhibitor) subunit 1C. NCBI's taxonomy places the organism in Eukaryota, Metazoa, Chordata, Actinopteri, Chaetodontiformes, Chaetodontidae. Gene Ontology annotation, biological process: intracellular signal transduction. The transcript has 5 exons. Gene Ontology annotation, molecular function: protein phosphatase inhibitor activity. The record is from RefSeq and is a predicted model, not a curated record. Gene Ontology annotation, cellular component: cytoplasm. Bases 73 to 366 code for a protein of 97 amino acids.